UAACCAUGCAUCGCUUGUGACUUGUGAGAUGGGCAUGUGGAAGUCUCAUUUCUUUCCUGGUGUCUGCUCAUCUUCCUCGACGCCACCUGCACACAUUCAACCCAUGCAGAUAUCACUAAACAAGUAAAAUAUGGGCAGCUACCAGCAAGCGGCAAGCAGCAAGCAUGAACAAGGGAAGUUCAUUGUCGGUCAAAUUUCUUGAAAAAAAUGUGUUUUUAAAACUGUUUCGUACUCCGCGUGGGCAGGCUGCGCUCUCAGGGCUCGCAUUUUUUGGAAUAGUUGUAGCAGGUGGAUUAAGAUGGGUGGCUUCCUUGAGCGGGAAUGGACCAUGGCAGUUUCUCGCUGGAAUUACUACAGGAUUCAUGGCAGUUCUCACCUUCUACAUUGCCCAGCGCUUCCGCCGCCGCUCCCGCUUUCGCAGAGCUGUGGCAAGCAUGUUGAUGGCGACAUUGACUUUAGAAGAUUUGAGAAGAUUGGUCCCCGAGUAUGCUCUAGACUUGGUCUCUUUUACAAAUUUUGAGAAGAUCGAAUGGUUAAAUAAGGAGCUUGUAGAAGUUUGGCCAUUUAUCAACAAGCCAAUGUCACAUUUACUGAAGGAUAAGUUGCAACUUAUUCUUGAUGACUACAAGAUGGGUUUUAUUGAAAAGUUAUCCGUCAAGUCUAUUGUACUGGGGGAAGAAAGUCCUCAAUUUGGAGGUGUAAGAGUUUCAAAAGACAAUGAUAAUGAGGUGGUACUGGAAGCUAUGUUUAGGUGGCAAUGUGAGAAAGAAGAAGUUUUAAUCACUGUAAAAACAAAUGGGCCUGAUUUUAUCCUAAGAAUAAAUGAUGUGCAUAUUUCUGGUGUAUUAAAAUUGGUAUUCAAGCCUUUGAAAGAAGAGCUACCUGGAUUUGGAGCAAUAAUUGUCUCCCUUUCAGAAGACCCAGACAUGGGUUUCAAUAUAAAGGUUCUAGGUGGAGACGUCAAAGCAUUACCAGGAGUUGACUGCAUUGUAGAUAAUACUAUCAGAACAGCAGUGCUGGAUGUUCUAGUGUGGCCCAACCGUUAUGUUUAUCCGGUUUUACCUGGAGACUACAGCAAUCUAGAACUGACUCCAGUUGGGGUUUUAGACGCAUCCUUAAUUGAGGCAACAAACUUGAUGAAUACUGAUGUCCUUGGGAAAUCAGAUCCUUUUGCAUUACUGUUUGUACGACUGAAAACGGAACGCAUAAAGAGGAGUUCAACAAAAAAGAACUCUUUACAUCCAGUUUGGAAUGAAGGGUUUUUUAUUGAGGUUGAUGAUCCUUUAUCUCAGUACCUGACAAUUCGAUUGAUGGAUGAUGAAACAUUAGCAAAUGCAGAAUUCAUUGGGAUGGCUAAGUACCCUUUGAAAGAGUUGAAGCCUCAUGAACCAAAAGAGUUGUGGCUCGACUUGACCUAUAAUCCUGAUACACCUACACCUGAAAAGUCACGGGGAAAAGUCCACCUUCUUCUCAUUUACAAACCGUAUGAGGAAGAUCACAAACAAGGAGGAUACAAUGAAAAUCAUUUCGAUAACUCUGAAGAUGACAAGAAGGAUGUUUAAUGUUUUAUGUCACCUAAAGCGUCAGUUGCCUACUAUUUCAUGACAAAGAACAGUUGGAAUGCAUGUAUGCAGACCGAAAUGUAGCAUUCUUUUAUUCCUUGCAGGUUUCAUUUUUAACUA
Molecule: messenger RNA, 1682 nt
Organism: Cryptomeria japonica (Japanese cedar)
Lineage: Eukaryota; Viridiplantae; Streptophyta; Pinopsida; Cupressales; Cupressaceae
Product: synaptotagmin-5
Exons: 11
Coding region: 165-1562 (465 amino acids)
Cellular component (GO): endoplasmic reticulum
Molecular function (GO): lipid binding
Source: RefSeq, a predicted model, not a curated record